Molecule: messenger RNA, 2040 nt
Organism: Stegastes partitus (bicolor damselfish)
Lineage: Eukaryota; Metazoa; Chordata; Actinopteri; Pomacentridae
Product: cyclic nucleotide-gated cation channel-like
Exons: 10
Coding region: 1-2040 (679 amino acids)
Biological process (GO): monoatomic cation transmembrane transport
Cellular component (GO): intracellular cyclic nucleotide activated cation channel complex; plasma membrane
Molecular function (GO): protein-containing complex binding; intracellularly cGMP-activated cation channel activity; intracellularly cAMP-activated cation channel activity
Source: RefSeq, a predicted model, not a curated record
AUGACGGGUCCAGUGCAGGAUUCUCACAGACUGUCUGUGAAAACAUGGACGGAAGAGGAGAGCGACCGAGCCGACAGCACAUUAAGCAGAGGACAGUCGGUGUGUGACGACACUUCCUCAGAGCUGCAGAGAAUGGCAGCCAUCGACAGGAGAGAUAUAAACUCCCAGAAUUCUUUUCGUGGGCGAGGGGCUCUGUCCAGGAUAGUCGGUAUGGUGAUGACUCUGAGAGAAUGGGCUCAGAAGAGUUUGACUGAGGAGAAUGAGAGACCAGAUUCCUUUCUGGAGCGUUUCAGAGCCCCCCCCAACAUGGACAUGCAGGCGCCGCCCAGCAGGUUCAGCCACAGCCAUGCAGGCUCUGAUGCAGAGAACGAAAUCAGACGCUCCAGACGGACGAGGAGGAAGUGUACUGUCGUCGUCUUGUCCCCGUCUGAUGAUGCGUACUACCACUGGCUGAUGGUGAUUGGUGCUGCAGUCUUCUAUAACUGGACACUGCUAGUUGUCAGAGCCUGUUUUGACGAGCUCCAGAUGAGUAAUGUGCUGGUGUGGCAAGUGCUGGACUAUGUCUGUGAUGGAGUCUACAUCCUGGAUAUUGCUGUUCGUCUCCACACAGGUUUCUUGGAUCAAGGCUUGAUGGUGAAAGAUGUGCGCCGUCUGAGAGAAACCUACAUUCGAACGUUGCAGUGUCAACUUGACAUCUCCUCCAUCCUGCCGACUGACCUCCUGUACUUGACUGUUGGAAUCAGCUACACUCCUCUCCUCAGAUUCAACCGGCUGCUGCGCCUGCCACGUCUGUUUGAGUUCUUUGAACGUACAGAAACGAGAACGGGCUACCCAAACGCUUUCCGCAUCUGUAAGCUGGUUCUGUACAUCCUGGUCAUCAUCCACUGGAAUGCCUGUGUGUACUACAGCUUCUCCAAACUCCUGGGACUGGGCUCUGACUCGUGGGUUUAUCCCAACGCAUCCGACCCCGAGUUUGGCUCCCUGACUAGAAGUUACAUAUACUGUCUGUACUGGUCGACCCUGACGCUGACGACCAUUGGAGAAACACCUCCUCCUGUUAGAGAUGAGGAAUAUCUCUUCUUGAUAUUUGACUUUUUGGUUGGUGUCCUGAUUUUUGCCUCCAUUGUGGGUAACGUCGGAUCCAUGAUCUCCAACAUGAAUGCAACAAGAGCAGCUUUUCAAACCCGUGUGGACACACUCAAACACUACAUGCACUUCAGACAUGUCAGCAAGGUGCUGGAGCAGCGUGUCAUUCGCUGGUUUGACUACCUCUGGACUAAUCAGAAGACAAUCGAUGAACAGGAAGUGCUUAGGAGCCUGCCCAAUAAACUGAGAGCAGAGAUCGCUAUCAACGUUCACCUGGACACGCUGAAGAAGGUGCGUAUCUUCCAGGACUGUGAGGCAGGCCUCCUUGUAGAAUUGGUGCUAAAACUUCGACCGCAAGUUUUCAGUCCUGGAGACUACAUCUGCCGAAAGGGAGAUGUGGGUAAGGAAAUGUACAUAAUUAAAGAAGGCCACCUGGCAGUGGUGGGGGAGGAUGGCGUCACCCAGUUCGCUGUUCUGACUGCAGGAAGCUGCUUUGGAGAAAUCAGCAUCUUGAACAUCAGCGGCAGCAAGAUGGGGAACAGACGCACGGCUAACAUUCGGAGUCUGGGAUACUCUGAUCUGUUCUGUCUUUCCAAGCAAGACCUGAUGGAGGCGCUUCAGGAGUUUCCCCACGCCAGGGCCCAGCUGGAGCAGAGGGGGCGGGACAUCCUGCAGAAGGAGGGGCUUCUGGAGGAAGUGAACGUGUCUGCAGGGGAGGAGCUGGAGGAGAAGGUGGAGAGACUGGAAACCAGUCUGGACAGGCUGCAGACUUGUUUGGCCCGUCUGCAGAGUGAGUUCAACUCCUCUCAGCUUCGCCUGAAACAGCGAAUCACAGCCCUGGAGCACAACAUCACCACAGCAGCCACUGGCAGCGGCUUCCUGUCUGACGCCGACGGCAACGAGAGCGUUUCCGGUGGCGAUGGAGUACGAAGUGAAAUCAACAUCCGGCUCUAA